AUGCCUGCGACAAGAAUGAGAAAGAGAAAGAUCGAAGGAAUGCCUCCUCCUACAACUCCAUCUAGAAAUAUUGAUGUGGUCAUCCGUGAUGAGCACGACCUUAGUGUUAUCCGUGUUCGUGCGGCAUUGUAUGAUGGGAAUAAUGAUCAAUCAAAAUCCUUUCGAAGUUAUACUCGAGUGUACAAUGCAGCCAAUGCUUUUACGAGUCUUGGUGGUACAUUGGAUCCUAGAGUACUCAGUGGAAGGGGCCCUACAUCAUUCACAAUUCAUGCGGAAUUGCGACAUCGAACAGGAUCACUACAAUCACAACCAGGGCAGGAUGCGAGUUAUGCUCAAUUGUAUAUCUAUGACCCUUAUUCAGAUUUAGAAAUUCGUAAUCGUAGAAAUCCUAACUUGAGAAGGGAUGUUCUCAAAACUAUUCAGGAUAGUUUGUUGCAAGUCAAUGCAUUUGUAGAUAAAUAUCGCCAGGCUCAUGCCAUUUUACAUCAAUUAGACUCGGCAGGACACAAUCUACCUGCUCAUCUUCAUUACAGUUCAACAACUGAUCGACGUCGGUAUAACCUACCAACUACAGAUGAGAUUGCAAUUGUAAUACCAGAGUAUUCAACAAUUUUGAGAGAUGGGAAACCAUUUCAAGAGUUUUUGGUAGAUGCUUGGGCUACAACUGAGCAAAAUCGAUUGAAAUACUACAAGCUUAAUCAAGGAAAACUUCGGGUUGAGCUUUACCAAGAGUUGUCAGAUAUGGAUCCAGAUUAUGUGCGAACUGGACAAAUUGAAUUUCCAGACCCAAAAGAUGAUCCUAUGCUUUUUGAAACUAUCAAAUGUUGUAUGGUACAUGGACCAUGUGGUGCUCGAAAUCCGCAAGCACCAUGUAUGGAAAAUGGUAGAUGUACUAAGAGAUACCUCCAAGCUUUCACAGAAACAACAACUAUGGAUCAAGAUGGAUACCCUACCUAUCGUCGUCGCAAUAAUGGUCAAGUACAUACUGUGAGGGGACAAGAAGUUGAUAACAGGGAUGUCGUACCAUACAACGUAUAUCUUUCAAAACUUUUCAACUGUCAUAUAAAUGUGGAAGUUUGUGCCGGAAUGAGAUGUGUCAAGUGUAUACAUAAGUACAUUUAUAAGGGUUAUGAUCGUACAACGAUAGUAUUAGGAAUGAUAAAUGAGAUUCAACAAUAUCUCGAUGCAAGGUAUAUUGGACCUCCAGAAGCUGCUUGGCAAAUAUUUGGUCAUCCUUUGCAUGCAGAGAUGCCAACAGUUGUACAAUUGUCACUUCAUUUACCUGGAAUGCAUCGCGUUGUUUUUAACCCAGAAGAGUCAUUACAAACGAUUCAAUCUAGAGCUGGUCAACAAAUGUCAACUCUUUCUGGCUUCUUUGCAUAUUGUGCUGCCAGUGAAGAUGAAUGUCCAUUUACUUAUCAAGAAUUUCCAUAA
Camellia sinensis is the source of this 1434-nucleotide messenger RNA. The record is from RefSeq and is a predicted model, not a curated record. NCBI's taxonomy places the organism in Eukaryota, Viridiplantae, Streptophyta, Magnoliopsida, Ericales, Theaceae.